Messenger RNA from Anopheles merus, 2076 nucleotides. It is a transcript of the gene twz, whose product is annotated as BTB/POZ domain-containing protein kctd15. The transcript has 4 exons. Gene Ontology annotation, molecular function: protein binding. The coding region runs from base 493 to 1494 and encodes 333 amino acids. Gene Ontology annotation, biological process: protein homooligomerization. The record is from RefSeq and is a predicted model, not a curated record. NCBI's taxonomy places the organism in Eukaryota, Metazoa, Arthropoda, Insecta, Diptera, Culicidae.
UUCAGUCGCUUCGCGCCAAGUGCAUUCCCACCAAGGACGGGAAACCGGUCGCAACGUUACGCAGCGUUACGCACAGGCACACGUUUGACGCGGUGUUUUGGUGUUUUGUUUCCGUGCGAACAAUUAUCGAGUGAGAAUAGCGAAUCCAAAAACAACCCCUAGCAAGACACAAAAAAGUGCUAUUGGUUUCGAAGAACGAGAGAGAAACAGAGAGUGAAUACAUUCUUUGCAUAUCGUGCGUGCGUGCGUACACAUCUGCGUGUCAUUGGUGCUGGUUGUGCAAGUGCAAGUGGCAUCGAAGAUCAGGCUGGUGGUGACAGCGGCUGAUCGGCGUUGUGAGUGUGUUCGGGUUGAUCCGUGUGAAAGCGUGCGAAAAUUGUCACCAUUUUUCCGUUCGACAUAUUUCACCUGUACUCCGCCGAUCUGGAGCAACGGAGCAGUGCCCUCGGCCUCGAGGCCAAUUGCUUGAAAAGAAGGAAAUGUAACAGCGACAUGGAGCGGGACCGUGAUCGUGACCGCGAUCGCGAACGUGACCGGGCAGCCGAGCGGGACGUGAAGCCGCUCGAGCCGCGCGACCUGUCCGCGACGCGCCUGUUCACCGCGACGCAGAUCAAAAUCAGCACCUCGCCCACCACAUCGCCGACCAUCUCGAACUCGUCGUCGCCCACACCGACCCCCCCGAUACCGGCCGUCUCGCCCGCGGUGACGGGCGUCGGCAGCGGGUACCACCAUGCGAACCACAAGCAGAUCACCGGCAUACCGUGCGUGGCCGCCGCGUCCAAGUACACCGCACCGGUGCACAUCGAUGUCGGCGGUACGAUCUACACCAGCUCGCUGGAAACAUUAACCAAAUAUCCCGACUCGCGGCUAGCCAAACUCUUCAACGGCUGCAUCCCGAUCGUGCUGGAUUCGCUCAAGCAGCACUACUUCAUCGACCGUGACGGUGGUAUGUUUCGCCAUAUACUGAACUUUAUGCGCAACUCAAAGCUGCUUGUGUCGGAAGACUUCCCGGACCUGGAGCUGCUGCUGGAGGAGGCCAAAUAUUUCGAUAUUGUUCCUAUGAUCAAACAGAUCGAACUGCUGAAGAAGGAGCGGCAACGCAGCGGGAAUGGUAUUCCACCGUUCGGCGGGGGCAGUCGGAGCAAAUGUAAGGGCACGGUACAGACGGACACGGCCAGCCACGACGUGGUGGCGCUGCACAUCUCGCCCGACCUGGGCGAGCGCAUACUGAUCUCGGCCGAGCGGGCCGUCCUGGACGAGGUGUUUCCCGAGACGAACCAGGCGAUCCUGGACGCGCGGACCGGUGCCGCCUGGAACCAGUUCGACGGCCGGCAGGUGAUACGGUUUCCGCUGAACGGGUACUGCAAGCUCAACUCCAUCCAGGUGCUGACCCGGCUGCUGAAUGCGGGCUUCAGCGUGGAGGCCAGCACCGGGGGCGGCGUCGAGACGCAGCAGUUCUCCGAGUAUCUGCUGAUACGCAAGAGCGCGAUGUGAUAGAGUACUUUCCAAAAGCGUUCGCAUCCUUAGCUUUCGAAAAGCCAGUGUCUACGCGUCACGUAUCGGGGAGCUAAUUGCGCUUCUCGCAGCUACAGUUUUGGGUUGGGAAAGAGAAGGACGGAGAAGAAGACAGACAGAAACACACACACAUAUGUACGAUGUGAAUCGUAAUCGCCAUGAUCGUUACACUUAAAAAAAACUCUACGUAUUAGUAAAACAUUGUCUCCCCCUAGCAAGCCACCUUUUUAAACAGUCUUUUCCGCCUGCCGUAAUGUGGAUUGCAUAAGCGCAGGCGUAAGUACUUAAAUAGUAAACACAGCAACAAAAAAGCGUAAAAAUAAACAUAAACAAAAACAUAAUCGAUGUAAGUGGUCCGAAAGCAAAACAAAAAAAAACAACUGAAGAACAAACCUAUCCGGUGAACCUCCGAUGUAUUAAGUGAAGCAUAGCGUAAAGUCUAGUUAAUUAUAUAUUAGUAGUGGUAGUAGUACCCUUUCACAUUAACUUUAUGUUACCUCUUUGUAUACUACGUAAGCGAGUCGGGACCCGCAUCCGUGGACUGAUCUAAUAAAAACCAGC